Molecule: messenger RNA, 1860 nt
Organism: Postia placenta MAD-698-R-SB12
Lineage: Eukaryota; Fungi; Basidiomycota; Agaricomycetes; Polyporales; Adustoporiaceae
Exons: 5
Source: RefSeq, a predicted model, not a curated record
AAAAUGACUCCUGGACAGGUCAAAAAGAUCUCCGAAAAGCUUGGUGAAAUUCUAGGAGAUGCCGCCGAUGUAGGUGACCAGAGGCGCAACGAGAAGGGUGAGGUGCGGUUGCCUACCCUGCAGCUCGUAAAUGAGGAGGGGCUACCAAUCGUGGAUAUCGUCGAACCCGUAAGGGAGACAUCAACCACCUAUCCACCGCCGGCAGACUUAUUCGAUGAUCCUGAUCUUCUACCCCCUUGGGCCCUCUCAGACGCGGAAAAGGCUCGACGUCGUACCGAGCGCGAACGCAUCCUCGAUAUGCUCGAGGAAGAAGAAGAUAUCGAACGGGACCGCGAAGAGGCCGCAGAACGUGAGCGUCAUCGUGCGCAACUGGAGACGCGUAAAGAGGCGGCCAAGGCCGAGCUCGACGCGUUGCGGAAGGCAAAGGAGCUGCAAAAGAAGAUGGGCAAGGCACUUCUCAGAAACGUGAUUGAGACCAAGGAAAGGGAGGAAAAGGACGCCAUUGCAAGGCAGCGUGAGGAGGAGGCAGAGCGGGAGAGCAAGCGUAAUCUGAAACCGAAGAAGAGCGUCACAUUCGUGGACCCGCUUAUGGACGACGAGGCUGCUACGCCCACAACACCAAAAGCAGAGAUGGGCGAUGUAUCACUGGCGAGGCUCCAACGAAAAGGAAAGAGCACUCUGCUCAGCAAAACACAAAUGGACAAGCAGCCGAUGAAAAUGCAGGUUGUGGAGCGCCAUCCUAUCGGCCUCCGUGACCAUUUAUCCGCCCUGCAGCCCCAGGACCACGACUCCGACGAUGAGUCCGAGCCCGGCUCGCCUGUCCCCGCCGAUUCUGACGAAGGCGAGGUCAUCUACUCCGACGCCGAUGAUGGGGAGCCAGUACAUUGGGAAGAGGACGAAUUCGAUUUUGCCCGCCACCAGCGCGAGGUUGCGCUUGCGUACUACGAAAAGCGAGCUACGAUCGGCGCAACAGCUGCCAGUGCAAUGAGAGCACAUACGCACAAUGAAGGCGAGAACGAGUGGGAUCAACCGGCAACUCUCGCAUCGGCACCCCCGAAACCCGCCUCAUCGCGCUUCAAAGCGGCUCGUAGCACGAGCACACUCGCAUCUCAUUCUCUCGGUCCUGCAGUAUUGCCUUCCUCUCAGUCAUCUUCUCUCCGAAGCUCGCUGCGUAUGGGCAAGUUGGAGGAUGAUCACUUGGUCGGUGAGGAGAGUGACGACGAUGAAGCGGAAGCUCGGGCGAUUGUGGAACUACUAUCUAAAGGAGAAUUCACUAACAUAGGUCCCCAGUCCACUGCGUUCCCCGGACAUGCGACGAGCAGUAUACCUACAGCAUUGCCAGCGACAGAGUCUAGCGAAACGCCUGUGUCACAGCGAAAACCCUCGAAGGCAUCCAAAUUCAAAUUGUCUCUCGCCCAGCCUCAGGAACUGUCUAAGCCCGGCCAGCCCUCCUCCGCCCUGGACACGCCAGUGUCUACAAUGGAGCGAUCAUCGCCCAAACUCACCUCGCCAGGUCCAGGUACGCCUAUAGCCGUGCCAACUUCCUCUUCGCGGCAGCCUGGACGAGCUCCUAGUGCGAGUGCAUCUCUGGGUCUUACAGGCUCCCCGAGAACGCAGCCAGGCCAGGCACAGAUGCCCAGCAUGAUCGUAGAAUCGCCCUCCUUCCGUCCACCAGGCAGGGCGCCUCCUCGCGUCGUGACGUCGUCGCCGUUGACCAAACCUUCGCCGAUGGCCACCGAUUCGCCAUCAUAUAAGUCACCGCCAGAUUCUGCCAGCACAGUGGUGGCCCAGAAUGCUCAACGGACUGGUGCAGGAGGGCGAGAGAAGAAGGUUUCGCGGUUCCUCGCUGAGCGAAUGUAG